This is a messenger RNA of Nothobranchius furzeri (turquoise killifish), 4139 nucleotides long. It is a transcript of the gene abtb2b, whose product is annotated as ankyrin repeat and BTB (POZ) domain containing 2b. The record is from RefSeq and is a predicted model, not a curated record. NCBI's taxonomy places the organism in Eukaryota, Metazoa, Chordata, Actinopteri, Cyprinodontiformes, Nothobranchiidae. Gene Ontology annotation, molecular function: protein heterodimerization activity.
CCUCGGCCCCGCCUCUACGCCAGGAGCAAGUUCCCUUUGGAAGGAAGGAAGGUGGUGUUUGUUGGGAGUGGAGCUGAUGAGGAGAGGGUGAACAGCUGGGUCGAUUCACUGCUUCUCGACCACAUUCAAAAUAACGUGCAGUUGUUUAUCAUGACUGAUAAAGCUAGGCGUUUUCUCCCCGUGAACUCCCGUCUGGUUGGAUGUGGACGCCAGGAAGGACUUCCCGUCAUGUUUUAACACCCGCUCGGAGCGUCAUUGGGGCAAAGUUUACAACUUCUGCGCCGCUUGGAGGAAAGCAUGUCGGAGGAGUGUUGCGCUGCGUAAAACCAGUCCGUCCUGCUUUUCGCGACGUUUCGACAGCUGAUUGAGUGACUUCCAGGUAAAGCGCUCCUUUGAAGUGUCCUCCAGCCUUUGGUCAACGAUGGCUGGUCUGAGCAAUGUCCACAUGAAGACUCUGGAGGACCUGACCCUGGAUUCGGGCUACGGAGCGGGGGACUCCUGUAAAUCCCUCAGCCUGUCCUCCUCCAAGUCAAACUCCCAGGCCUUCAUGACGACCCCUCACCGGGGAAACUGGUGGUACUACUCUGGCUCCAUGAACAGCAGGAACAACAGCUGGGACACCGUCAACACUGUCCUCCCCGAAGAUCCGGAGGACAUCUUCUCCAAGUGCCUCCGCUUACCUGAACUAGAGGAGUUCCCCUGGACAGACGAGGAUGUGGCCAGGAUACUUCGCAGAGUGGCUGAGAGUGGGAGCAUGAAGUGGGGGACUACACCUGCGUUUUCCUCUGACUCUGUGCGCCGUCUGUCCGCGCUCCUCCGCAAAGCUCUGAUCCGCAUCUCCAGAGAGGCGCAGCGCCUGAGCGUCAUGCACUGCCGCUGCACGCGUUUUGAGGUGCAGAGCGCCAUGCGGCUGGUGCUCAGCUGGGCUCUGGCUGACCACUGCGUGUCUGCCACCGUCAAGGCCAUCUCCACGUACUGUAUGAGUGCAGGCGAGCUGCUGAGGAAAGGCAAGUCCGCCCGUUGCGGCCUCACGUUCUCCGUGGGGCGCUUUUUCCGCUGGAUGGUGGACACUCGCAUCUCAGUGCGCAUCCACGAAUACGCAGCAAUAUGCAUGACUGCGUGCAUGGAAGCUCUGGUGGAGGAGAUUGGGAUCCGCACGCUCGUGGCCGAGAGGGGCCAGUCUGGGCCAGAGCCGGGGUCAGGUUGCGCCACGGUGAGCGCAGAGGCCCUGGAGGGUGUUGUGAACAAUGACGCAGAGCUGUGGGGAGUUCUGCAACACUAUGAGCACCUGAUCUGCGGGAAGAACGCCAAUGGCGUUUUGUCUCUCCCAGCCCAUUUCAGUCCCUACACAGAGAACCAGCAGACGUCUGUGGACAGCAGGGAGGACGCUUACGCCCAGCUGGAGCUGAGGACACUAGAACAGUCCCUGCUGGCUACCUGUGUCGGCAGCAUCUCAGAACUCAGUGACUUGGUGUCCCGCGCCAUGCACCACAUGCAGCGCCUGAGCUCUGCUCGUCCAGGAUUGAGUCCCGCCCGUCACGCCCGGCCCCAGCAGCCUGUGUCCUGGUCGCCUGACGCCCUCCACACCCUUUACUACUUCCUGCGCUGCCCACAAAUGGAGUCCAUGGAGAAUCCCAACUUAGAUCCUCCACGCAUGGCUCUAAGCAAAGAGAGGCCUUUCCUGUUGCUUCCACCUCUGAUGGAGUGGAUGAGAGUGGCCAUAGUUCACGCAGAGCACCGGAAGAGCCCGUUGGUGGACAGCGACGAUGUGAGACAGACCGCCAGGCUUCUCCUUCCAGGCCUCGACUGUGAACCAAGACAACUGAAGCCCGAGUGCUGCUUCAGCUCUUUUAAGCGUCUAGACUCAAAAGCUGCCAUUGAGAAGUUCAAUCUAGAUUUGGGUUUCCGGAUGCUCAACUGUGGACGCACAGACCUGAUUGGUCAGGCCAUUGAUCUGCUCGGAGCAGAUGGGGUCAACAGCAUGGAUGACCAGGGUAUGACUCCCCUGAUGUAUGCCUGUGCAGCUGGAGAUGAGGCUCUUGUCCAGAUGUUGAUUGAUGCUGGGGCCAACCUUGAUGUGGCGGUUCCACCGUGUUCUCCAAAACACCCCUCAGUGCAUCCCGACAGUCGACACUGGACAGCGCUCACCUUUGCAGUUUUGCACGGACACAUCCCUGUGGUGCAGCUCCUGUUGGACGCAGGCGCAAAUGUGGAGGGGGCAGCAGUCCGCAACGGACAGGAGAGCACAGCAGAAACGCCGCUGCAGCUGGCAUCUGCAGCAGGCAACUACGAGAUGGUGAGUUUGCUCCUGGCUCGAGGCGCCGAUCCCUUAUCGAGGACCCAGGAUGGGAACACCCUUACUUCAUCUCUUUAUGACGCCAUGAACUGUUUCAGUCAUGCUGCUGCACAUGGGCACAGGAAUGUGCUGAGAAAGUUACUGACUCAGCCUCAGCAAGUGAAAGAGGAUGUCCUGUCUCUGGAGGAGAUCCUGGCUGAAGGGGUGGAAGAUGAAGUCUCUCCUUUCCUCCCUCUCUCCUUGUCUGCUCCCUCUAAUGGCACCACAUCUCCACAAGAGGUGGGCGUACCGAAGCUCUGCAAGACCAGGAUGAAAGCUUUACAAGAAGCGAGCUACUACAGUGCAGAACAUGGCUACCUGGAUGUCACCAUGGAGCUACGCGCUAUGGGUGUACCAUGGAAACUACAUGUAUGGCUGGAGUCUCUACGCUGUGCCCAGCAGCAGUCCAGGACAGGUGUCAUCCUAUCCCUCCUCAGAGAGUUCACCACAAUCCGAGAAGAGGACUACUGCAAUGAGCUCAUCACCACAGGCUUACCUCUUAUGUUCAGCAUUUUGCGGACAAAUAAGAAUGAUGCCAUUCUGCAGCAGCUGGCAGCUAUUUUUAGUUACUGUUUUGGCACAGCACCUCUCCCAGCCAUUCCGGAGAUGAAGGCAUCUCUUUCAGCUCAGUUGGACCCUCAUUUUUUAAAUAACCCGGAAAUGUCGGACGUGACAUUUCUAGUGGAGGGAAAACCGUUUUACGGACACAAAGUCCUGCUGAUCACCGCCUCUGACAAGUUUAAAUCCCUGCUAACAUCUUCUGGACCAAAUGGAAGUCCGAACAAACAGAUAGAGAUCCAUGACGUCAAAUACAGCAUUUUCCAGAUGAUGAUUUCAUACUUGUACUGCGGGGGGACAGAUUCACUGACGACCAACGUGCCUGACCUGUUAGAGCUGCUGUCAGCUGCUCAUGUGUUCCAACUGGGGGCGCUGCAGAGACACUGUGAGCUCACCUGCUCUCAGCAUAUAAACCUGGAUAGCGCAGUCAGCAUCUAUAGGACAGCUAAGGCCCACGGCUCAGCACAGCUGUGCUCCUUCUGUGAGGGUUUCUUUCUGCAGCACAUGCCUGCACUACUAGAGAGGGAGGCCUUCAGGACCCUGUUACUGGGACCUCCUGGAACUCGACAAGGGAACAGCUCGACCUCUUCUUUGGCUCACAACCGCAGUGACUCACCUCUAGAGGAGCUGGAGGCCACCCUGGCACAGCGUCUACACUCUUUGUACAUUUCAUCUCGAGUCUGAGAAGCUGCAGGAAGAAAACACAAAUAAAUGAUUUCAAAUCCCAACUCAGGAGUUCACGAGGAGCGAUUUAAAAUCUAAUGUAGACUUUACAGCAUCUGAUUACUCCUAACAUUUCAGUGUUUACUAGUGUGUGCCAAGCACUCCAUCAUGAGAGACGAUGUUUCUAAAGAAAGUUGCUCAAUGUGUUUUUUCCCCUCCGAGGUGCAGGAAGCUUAUGUGGAAAAGGGAACUGGAAAACUGCUGCCAUCUACUGGACAGAACAGACUUGACUGAAACUUUAAACAUCAAAAAGUACACUUGUUUAUUUUUAAAGUGUGAUUUAGACAAGAGUGCAGAAUGGGAUGGACAUUUUCUAUUUAACACAAAAAUGUGAGUAUUUAAUGGUGAGAUCCCCUUUUUAUUAUGUUUUAAUUUGUUCUUCGCCCAAGCAAACUACAUGUUAAUAAGCUUAUAUAUUCUGAGUUUUAAUGUAUCCAACUCAGCCACAGCAGCAGAUCCCAGCAUGGGAUUAGAACAAAAUGUUUGUUUUAGUUGUUAAAUAUGAAAUAAAAGAUGCAAAGUA